AUGGAGGCAGCCAACGACAGCGCCCAGGGCGGCUUCGUCCUCUUGGGCUUCUCCGACCGGCCCCGUCUGGAGAGGAGCCUCUUCGUGGUCAUCCUCGCGGCCUAUCUGCUCACGCUGCUGGGCAACACCACCAUCAUCCUGCUGUGCCGGCUCGACGCCCAGCUGCGCACCCCCAUGUACUUCUUCCUCACGCACCUCUCCUUCCUGGACCUCUGCUUCACCACCAGCUCCAUCCCGCAGCUGCUGUACAACCUCGGCGGCCGGGACAAGACCAUCAGCUACGCGGGCUGCGCCGUCCAGCUCUGCCUGUUCCUGGGGCUGGGCACUGUGGAGUGCCUGCUGCUGGCGGUCAUGGCCUACGACAGGUUCGUCGCGGUCUGCAAGCCCCUGCACUACAUGGUCAUCAUGAGCCCCCGGCUCUGCACGGUCUUGGUGUCCGUGGCCUGGGGCUGUGGCGCAGCCAACUCCGUGGUCAUGCCCUCUAUUACCCUGCAUUUACCCCGCUGUGGUCACAACAGAGUGAACCACUUCGUGUGUGAGUUACCUGCCCUGAUCAGGAUAGCCUGUGUCAAUACAACAGCAGUGGAAGCCACGGUCUUUUUCCUGGCUGUGAUCAUCGUGCUGAUACCCCUCAUCUUGAUUCUAGUCUCCUAUGGCUGCAUCGUGAGGGCCGUGUUACAGAUUCGCUCAGCGUCAGGGUUACAAAAGGUCUUCAACACCUGUGGCUCCCAUCUGACCGUCGUGUCUCUCUUCUACGGAAACAUCAUCUACAUGUACAUGCAGCCGGGAAACAGCUCCUCCCAGGACCAGGGCAAGUUCCUCGCCCUCUUUUACAGCACAGUCACCCCGCUCUUGAACCCCCUGAUCUACACGCUCAGGAACAAAGAUGUGAAGGGGGCACUGAGGAGGCUGCUGCUGCGUGACAGAGAGGGGGGCAAGGGGUGA
Condylura cristata (star-nosed mole) is the source of this 945-nucleotide messenger RNA. Its product is annotated as olfactory receptor 2W3. The transcript has a single exon. The record is from RefSeq and is a predicted model, not a curated record. Gene Ontology annotation, cellular component: membrane. NCBI's taxonomy places the organism in Eukaryota, Metazoa, Chordata, Mammalia, Eulipotyphla, Talpidae. Bases 1 to 945 code for a protein of 314 amino acids. Gene Ontology annotation, biological process: G protein-coupled receptor signaling pathway. Gene Ontology annotation, molecular function: G protein-coupled receptor activity; olfactory receptor activity.